Lingula anatina is the source of this 631-nucleotide messenger RNA. RefSeq lists its product as uncharacterized. Lineage: Eukaryota; Metazoa; Brachiopoda; Lingulata; Lingulida; Lingulidae. The record is from RefSeq and is a predicted model, not a curated record.
UGGAAUCUACAAAGACAUGGGUUCUGGCUCUAGUACGUCGAGGCAGAGUAGCGCCAAGAAACAAGUACCCCAAAACAACAUGAAAGACGUGAACCAAAAUCAGCAGAACCUCAAGGAGCAGAGGAGAGUGGAGAGGACCGAAAAUCAAAUCAACCACGAGGACAGGCGCGUCCGUGAAGAGGACGAGGUGGGCAGUUUAAAGGAGGAACUGGACAGAACAAUUUCUAGAGACUACGACAAAAUGCCCCCUAAGAGGGGCAGUAGGUCGACGCUAGAUAGCGGGAUCAGUAGAGACACAUCAGACGGAUUAUUGAGACACGAGCACACGGCGUUAAGCCAGCAAGAACAGGAGGAUCUGAUUCUGAACGAGUUUCACUCCUCCGAGACGGAGGAGUACCCAGAGAAAUACGCCGAUAGACUGAGGAAACAGCAGCAACACGACACCGUGGCGUUCGCUCUGGGACGAGAAAAGACGGUGUUGGUUCGGAACCCAGAGGAAUGGAAUAUCGAUACUUCUCCGAGAGAAACAGAUGGCUUUGAUCCCAACAAAUUCAAAGCAGUGAAUAAGACGACAGUGGUAAGACAUUUAUAUCAAUAUUUGCUUCUUAUUAGUAAGCCGCGAGUGACUUGA